AUGCAAACCAAGAUCACUGCCAGCUUUUUUGCCCAUCCUGCCACCCUUAACGAAGGAUACGGCCCUGAUGUCGCAUUUGCGACGCUAAAGGGCAAGGUUGUCCGUGCCGAGGACAUAAAAGUCGGCAUGGCGCUGCUUGGUCCCGAUGGAACUGAGCGCAUUGUGGAGUCAAUUUGGUCAGGAACCCGGCCGAUGUAUAAGGUUGAGAGUAUCAGGCGUCAGAAGUAUUACGGAUUCAAGGUCAGCGGUGACGGGCAAAUUCUGCUUUCUGAUUUCGUUGUCGUCAAGAACUAG
Linderina pennispora is the source of this 294-nucleotide messenger RNA. RefSeq lists its product as uncharacterized. Bases 1 to 294 code for a protein of 97 amino acids. The record is from RefSeq and is a predicted model, not a curated record. The transcript is spliced from 2 exons. Lineage: Eukaryota; Fungi; Kickxellomycota; Kickxellomycetes; Kickxellales; Kickxellaceae.